This is a messenger RNA of Sciurus carolinensis (gray squirrel), 4136 nucleotides long. It is a transcript of the gene C15H18orf54, whose product is annotated as chromosome 15 C18orf54 homolog. NCBI's taxonomy places the organism in Eukaryota, Metazoa, Chordata, Mammalia, Rodentia, Sciuridae. The transcript is spliced from 9 exons. The record is from RefSeq and is a predicted model, not a curated record. The coding region runs from base 553 to 2157 and encodes 534 amino acids.
ACCGAGCGGCCGCGAGCAGCGGUGAUGGAGGCAAGGACCGCGGCGGGGGUCGGGGGCACUGCGACGUGGACCAAGCACAGAACCCCCGCUCCCAAACCAGAAAGCAGACCCGGGAGCAACUCCACGUCCCCGCCGAGCCCGCUACCCAACGCCCGCAGCACCCCGCCUCCGCCCCGGGGCAUCCCGCCCGCGCCCGAGCGCCGCGCACGCGCACCGCAGGCCCGCGCCAUGUUGGGUCGGUUUGAAAGGGAGCGCGGGCGUGGCCUGCGCUGUGACGGCGGCGAGGCUGCGAGCUGGGCGCCCGAGGGCAUGCUUUGUCGCGUCGCUCGCGUUCCGUAAGAGGCCCGGGCUUUCGGCGGAGUCUUGUGGAAGCCUGCGUUUUUUGAACCUCUUUUCGGGCCUCAGUUGGGGGAGGUGACAUUUUUUCGCUCUUAAGUGCCAACGUUCUAUUCGGCAUGAUGGACUUGCUUUUGGAUAAUCGGACUGAAGUGAUCCUGGAGGAGAUGUUGUUUUUAAGGAAAAUGAAUACAAGUAACCCACGUUGAGGAAGCCAUGGCAAAAUCAAACACAAAGCACAGAGUUUGUUCUCAGGAAUCUUCAGUUUCUUCCCUUCUGGCAAACUGCAGCCUGAGUGGUGGUAAUUCUUCCAACACUGAUGGCCCUUUUCACUAUAAGGAUAAGCUGUACAGUUCUGCUUCCCAGGCUCUACAGGCCUACAUUGAUGAUUUUGACUUAAGCCAAGUAUAUCCUGGUACAAGCACUGGAAAAAUUAGCAGUGAUGGGAGUUCUGCUAAUAUGUGUCAAUUCUCCAAAUAUAUUUACAAACCAAACAAUGCUUUUGAAAAUCUUGAUCACAAAAAGCACUCAAACUCCUUACCCUUAUCAUAUAGAAGAGAGAUUGUUAAUGACAUAGAUUCUGUUAGCCUAACAACUGAUGAUCUGUUAAGACUUCCAGCAGAUGGAUCAUUUUCUUUCACUGAUGUUGGACCAGUGAAAAUAAGCAAGAAAAACAAGAAAUGUACUGGAAGACUGGGUUCCUCGGCCAUUAAAAAGCAUCUGAAUUUUCAAGAUUCCUGCACUGCAGUGGGCAAGGAUAGCUUAGUUACACGUGUUGUAGACACAAAUAUAAAUGGAAAGCAAUGUGGUAAACUAAAAAGCCCAAAACUUAUGAAUAGGACCAAUAAAUGUAUUUUUGAAUCAUCUUUAUCUUUCCCCAAGAAAUCAUCAUUAAACGACAGUUCACAACACAGUCAUGAAAAGAAUUAUCCAAGAUGGCUCACUAGCCAGAAAUCUGACCUCAAUGUUUCAGGGAUAACUAGUUUACCUGAUUUCAAAUACCCAGUCUGGCUCCACAAUGAAGACUUGCUACCUGAUGCAAGUAGUCAAAAGGUUUAUAAAGUAUUUAAAGAAGAUCAUUCUUCCCCUAGACAUAGUUAUCAGGCACAAAGAACUUCUCGGCUUAUGAAUAAAUUAGAUUGUUUUGAAUAUUCUUUUGAGCCCUCAAAUUAUUCACAUUACUUCAGUGAUGAUAAAGGAUUAGUUAAUGAAUACAGAUGUGAUUCUGAACAUAACCAAUGUCAUUGUGAGAAUCCACUUCUCCCAGGACAAUCCAAAAAGCCAUUCAGUGGUGACAAAAUUGAACUGCUUAUCCUGAAGGCCAAGAGAAAUCUAGAUCAGUGUACUGAAGAAUUACCGAAGUCUGUGGAGAAGGAUGACAGUCCUUGCUCAUUAGAUAAACUUGAAGCAGAAAGAUCAUGGGAAAAUAUUCCUGUUGCUUUCAAAUCUCCUGUUCCUGUUAAUUCUGAUGAUAAGCCUCAACAAGCUUCAAGUGAGAAAUAUGCUAAAAAGGUUCUUGAAGAUUUUUUAAAUAAUGAUAGUCAGAGCCCUACCCUUUCUGGAGGCAAACAUCAUGGUCCUGUUGAAGCGUUGAAACAAAUGUUAUUUAAUCUUCAAGCAGUACAGGAAAGUUUUAAUCAGACUAGAAUUACAGAGCCAAUUGAAGAGGUUAAACAAAUUGCAGAAGAUGAUUUUUCUAAACUACAGUUGAAGGAAAGUAUGAUUCCUAUUACUAGGUCUCUUCAAAAGGCCUUGCACCACUUAUCUCGCCUGAGAGACCUGGUUGAUGAUACCAGUGGGAAACAGUCACCGAAAAUGUGAAGAGGAAAAUAAAAUUGUCACCACAAUAAAUAGUCACCACAGAACAAAUAUGUAUUUUUUUUCUAUUACUUAAGCUAACAAAUACAAACCAUGCACUAUUCUAUGAUUGGUUCAAGUAUAUUUCUCAAAAGCUAACCUUGAAAAUGUUCAUACAUUUUGUGACCUAUCUUCAUUUUGUGCCUAAAUAGUAGAAUGUGAACUGAAGGACCCACAACUUAUGUUAAAGUGUUACUUUAGUCUUUAGAACAGGAAAUGUAUAAUAUUCAAAGAUGGAUGAUUUUCAUUCUUGAUGCUUGUCUAUACUUAACCUUUCAGUAUCCUCCAUUUUUUUAAAAUAAAAGUGCAGCAUCCACUUUUAAGCACUUAAAGGAAUACCAUACCAAUAUUGUUAUAGUUUUAUAUGAAGUCUGUUACUUUUAAGAUUUCAGAAAUCAAAUAUUUAAGAUAUGCUGUGUUUGUUUAUGGCAUUAGUUUAACAGGAAGUGACACAGACCUAAAAAGAAUUUUUUUUUUUAUUGUGAUGUCUAACAACACAUUCAGUUAAUGUUUUGAUUCCGUGUGAGAUAAUCUUGAAAAUACUUGACAGUUUACAGAUCACUUUGCAGGAAACAUUUGAGCACUUAUUAUUAGAUAUUAUUUUCCAGAUUUUAGUUUAGAGAAUAACUAUGAACUCAGUUGCCAGUUGCUUUAUGAAAUUUGAAACUAAACUUUUAAAAAAGUGUGCAAAUCAGAAAGCAACUCUAUAUUUUAAAGAUAUUUUUUAAGGGUUGGGUUUUCUUUAAAGCCUCUAUAGUCUUUAAAGUUUGACUUUAGCUAGAACUGAACAGAGCUCUAUAAUUUUGUAAUUUAUUCCAAGCAGUAUGAUAACUAUUUCUAAUAAACAGGAAACAUCUUUAACAAAACUAAAAAUUGUCAUAAAGCAUGACUAAUACAACAUAUUAAAAAUUCUGUGAAAUUAAAUAAUACCUAUAUAUUUUCAAGUACUACAGAUUAAUACUUUACCCACAUGGCAACAUCUAUGCUUAGUAGAUUUAUUUGUCAGAUAGGCAUUUCUUUUUAAAAAAAUUUUUUUUUCAGUUACAGAUGUAUGCAGUACUUUAUUUAUUUAUUCUUAUGUGGUGCUGAGGCUUGAACCCAGUGCCUCACACAUGUUAGGUGAGCACUCUACCACUGAGCUACAACCCCAGCCCAUCACAUAGACUUUUCUAUGCAUUUAGUGUCAAAGAAUUUUUGGGUUCCCCUCCACCCUUGGGGUUUUUUUUUUUUUUUAAACCUCUACUCUGGCUGAUUUGAGAGGCACUUUCCAGUAGUUAUUUUGUUUAUUCUGUGGAGAUAUACUUUAAAAAAUACCUUUACUUAUUUAUUUUUAUGUGGUGCUGAGGAUUGAACCCAGUGCCUCAUGCCAGGCAAGCACUCCACCACUGAGCCACAACCCCAGCCCUGUGGAGAUAUUUUUGCCACUAACAUUCUGUUUUAUGAUUAUGGUCUACUGCAUAGCAAAGAGCCUGCAUAACCAAACAUGGAAUUACUUUGAAGAUUAUAUUUGGCUAUUAAAAAUGCAGAUUUUCAGUGGGUAUACAUCAGGUGGAUCUGAAUGAAUCAAGUUCCAGACCUUGUGAAAUCUAACUUUAGACAAAUUCUAAAGAAGGCAGAGAUGAUGAAGACAUCAGGUAAUGAUUUCCAAUUGCGUAUUAACUAUAUGUUGACCAGAAUGAUAUAUGCCAUACUCAGAAAGCAUCUCCAAAGAGAGUUUGCUGUAAUGACUUUGAAUAGUGCUACUUUUGGUUUGUGCUCCCAUUUGCAAGAACAAGUUCCAAAUUGUGAAUAAGAUAAGCUUGUUAAAAAAUUGUGUGUUAUCACUAAUAUUUUAAGAAACUUUUUAAUAUCAGUGGAGCAAUAUUUUCCCUUUUGUGUUAAAUAUGGAAAAGAUUUUUUUAUUUUUUACCUACAAAAAGGAAUUUAUUGGCUGGGUGUGGUGG